GUUUAACAUUGACUUGCUGCGCACUGGAUGUCGUUAUGGAUAAACUCACAGAUUUCGAGCCUGGAUUUCUGGCUGCUUCAAAGAACUUUGACGAAAAUGACUUGAAAGUUGAUUUGUCUGGCAAAUCAUUUAUGUUGACCGGAGCAAACACAGGCAUUGGGAAAAGCGUAACUAUGGAACUUGCUAAACGAGGUGGCACAGUCCAUAUGCUUUGCCAGUAUGCGGACGAGGAAACGAGGAAAGAGGUUGUUGAGAAAACUGGGAACGAGAACAUACAUCUACACGUACUGGAGCUAUCCAAGCCCAGAGAGGUCUACGAAUUUGCAACAAAGUUCGCGAAGGACUGGAAGGAGCUUCAUGUUUUGGUGAACAAUGCUGCAGAUGUAGUAUAUACAAGAGAGAUUACGGACUUCGGUUUUGAAAAAAACUUCGCAAUAAAUACCAUGGGGCCGUACCUUCUUACGAAGACUUUGCUACCGACCAUCAACAAGACGCCUGGAUCACGAGUGAUCAUGGUUUCUACAUGCGGUGUCUACCCAGAAAAACUGAAUCUCUCCGAUCUUAACAACGAAAACAUGGAACCAUUCGAUGGACACGAUUGCUAUGCACGGGGCAAGCGUCAACAACUGAUCAUGACUGAAAUGUGGGCCAAGGAGUAUCCGAACGUGCACUUCUCGGCAAUGCGUCCUGGGAUAACGGACACGCCAUUGUUGUACAAAUUCCUUCGAGUGACUAAGAGGACCCGUGAUGGAAAGAGCAAACUGCGCGCACCGGAACAGGGUGCGGAUACCGUCGUGUGGCUGUGUGUUGCAGAGAAGGUCGCUCAACAACCAAGUGCGCAGUUGUAUUUGGAUCGUUCGGUCAUUUCUAUGCAUAAACCUGAACUGGACACGGACUCCCCAUUGGAAGAGAAACAACAACUCAUGCGCACUCUGGAAAAACUGGCUGAUGACGUCAGAAAAGAUGCAUAGAUCAAAGGUCAUUGAUGCAAAAUGUCACAGUUCAAAAAUAGUAAUUUUUAUAACUCGGGGUUCAACAUUAUAUUUUAUCUAUAAUUUGGACAAAAUAUCGGGUUUGUUUCUGACAUUUAUUGAUCUUUCUGCCUCCUUUGGAACUAUUUAUUAUGACGUCCUUCUUGUAUCUGUGUCAAAGUAUCUACUCUAAGAUGGGGCACAAUCAUAGUUUUAAAGUUUUAGUGAUACAACGGUACAACAAUUUGAGGUCGUGUAAAGAUUAUAAGGUUGUUUUGAUUGUGUCAGUUUGACUCUUUUCUAUUUCGUUUUGGCUGACUAGAGUCCGGGUCAAACUGACCCAGAAGUGCUCAGGCUCCACGUGAUUGUACAACUUGUUUAAAGGCACUGGACACUAUUGGUAACUACUCAAAAUAAGUUUUACCAUUAAAACUACGA
Asterias rubens (European starfish) is the source of this 1409-nucleotide messenger RNA. Its product is annotated as dehydrogenase/reductase SDR family member 12-like. NCBI's taxonomy places the organism in Eukaryota, Metazoa, Echinodermata, Asteroidea, Forcipulatida, Asteriidae. The transcript has 8 exons. The record is from RefSeq and is a predicted model, not a curated record. Bases 36 to 971 code for a protein of 311 amino acids.